CAUCCAGGCUUUGAAGUUGGCAUGAAUGGAUUGCUGCGAGAUCGCCAGUUCUGCUGGUGGACUGCUACUACUGAAGGCUGCAGCGAGAUGAGUUCAGUUCAGUGCCUUCUUCCCGUUCGUGUUUUCGGUUCAGAAACUCCCCACACCCCCCCACACCCACCCAACCCUGAAGCGAGCGCGCAGCGCAGCAAUGGCCUCCAGGACGCUAUCCUUCUACUCGCUCGCCUCCGCCUUCGCCCCCUAUGCCCCGCGCUCCAGACUCCCGCAUCCUCCUCUCCGCCUCCUCGGCCUCCACCUCAACUCCGGGCAUAUCCUCCGCGCCUCCACCCUCUCCACCGCCGCCGCCACUGACGCGGACGCCGACCCCUACGAGGGCGUCGACACCGUCGAGCAGCUCCUCGCCCCGAAGCCCGCCUCCCCGGGGCCCUCCCGGAUGGGCCGCCUCAUGAAGAUGCAGCGCCGCGCCGACGGCGAAGGCCUGGCGGCGGGGCGGGGCCGGUGGUUUCCUUACCUGGACGCGUUCCGCGGGGCGGGCGGGGUGGACGUGACGAGCCAGGAGAUCGUGGACGUGCUGGAGCCGUACAUCCUCGAGCCGCGCCGGGACCGGAUCCGCCGCGCCGCCGAGAGCAGGAGCUACUCCGUGUGCCUCGUCGUGGAGGGCCUCUCCGACUUCGGCAACGUCUCGGCGGCGUUCCGGUCUGCUGACGCCCUCGGCGUGCAGUCCGUCCACGUCAUCUCCUGCGAGAACAACAAAAGGUAUAGAGACAACAGGCAUGUGAGCAUGGGUGCUGAGAAAUGGUUGGAUAUUGAGCUAUGGAACUCACCUGCAGAAUGUUUUGAUGCUUUGAAGAAGCGUGGCUAUCGCAUUGCAACAACUUGUUUGGGAACUGAUUCGGUUUCUGUGUAUGACAUGGAUUGGUCUCAUCCAACGGCUAUUGUUGUGGGAAAUGAGACUAUGGGUAUUAGUGAUGCCGCUCUGAAUUUGUCAGACUUGCACUGUUGUGUUCCAAUGAAAGGCAUGGUGGAUUCUUUUAAUGUUUCUGUUGCAGCUGGAAUCCUUAUGCACCAUGCUGUCUGCGAUAGAGUUUCCCGCCUUGGUCAGCAUGGUGAUCUGUUACCUGAAGAAAGUAGAAUAUUGCUUGCAGAGUUUUAUUUGCGUCAUAGGGAAAGCACGGCUACCGUAAUUCAUGAAUAUGCCAAAAGGAAGGCAGAUAAUUUCGUGGCCAAACUUUGAGAUCUUCGUAAUGACUACUGAAGAAGAAUUAUGUACAAGCUAGGGUAUUAAGCAGAUCGAUUUGUUUUGUCUGUUGGCUAAUUCAGUAUAACAUCAACAGUGGACCAGCUGGUUAUUUCUGGAGCAGAACAAUUGUACUGUUCGGCAGCCCGGGCCUUGCAAGAUGAUGACUCCAAACAGAACCGUGGACACAACUAGAUGAUCCAAUCUGUUGUGGAAACUUAAAACAUUACGAUGCACUGAUUUGGCUUGCCACUCCAAAAUGGAAUUUCUGUUGAUGAGCCAUACUUAGUUGUUGCCCUGAGACUGAGAUUCUUGAUAAGCCAUAUUUUUUUGGGUAGGUUUUCACAAAACUACACUUUUGUCUUCAGAUGCCGUGAUUCGGUCGGUCUCGGCAUGUAGUUUUGUGGAAGUAUCACCUACUACAAAGGGCAGUUUUGCGGCAUAUGAUACAUGUUAAAGAGUGGUUACGUGACAAUUUUGGGUAAAGAGUGUAUUUUUUGGGAUAUUUACUCUUUACUUAAUAAUAGAUCCGAGUACACGUGAAUUCCAGGUUCAUGCUCUUGGAUCAGAUUCAUUCGUCCCUUGAGGAUCAAAUCUGUUCCCGUGGCAGAUUCUGGGGCGUGUUGGUAGGGAAAGCAGUGACAAUUUCAAAUUUUGGAAUUCAAUUUAGACCGGCAGCAGACAGUUUCAAA
Messenger RNA from Brachypodium distachyon (stiff brome), 1929 nucleotides. RefSeq names its product tRNA (guanosine(18)-2'-O)-methyltransferase. The transcript has 6 exons. The record is from RefSeq and is a predicted model, not a curated record. Gene Ontology annotation, biological process: tRNA guanine ribose methylation. Gene Ontology annotation, molecular function: RNA binding. Lineage: Eukaryota; Viridiplantae; Streptophyta; Magnoliopsida; Poales; Poaceae. The coding region runs from base 191 to 1234 and encodes 347 amino acids.